AUGGAGGGACUAAGAAAACAACUGGUCGCACAAUCGAGCGCCCGUUUUAUGUCGGUAGGUGAUUUAGCCGUGGGUCGGCCGUAUCCCAUAACUAAGAUGACUAAUCAAGAGACGCAGUAUGGUAGGACAGUGAAGUGCACCAUCGACGACGGUGAGGAUGGGGUAAUAGAAGUUUUCCUUCCGAGAACAAUAGCCGUGAGCGAUGAACAGGAGGCACUUUACAAUGCAGAUGGAAACCAGACGCUAAGUCUGGUUUUCAACGGGCGACGGGGGAGGUCGUUUAACAUUACUUUCAAGUGA
Messenger RNA from Macrosiphum euphorbiae (potato aphid), 300 nucleotides. Lineage: Eukaryota; Metazoa; Arthropoda; Insecta; Hemiptera; Aphididae. The record is from the annotation of a GenBank genome assembly.